CGAGUCAAAAACCGGAAGUUGUCUAGAAGAGCUCAUUUGCAUGAGAGACAAGAAGACAACAACGGGAAAUGAGAGAGAGACUAUGACAAAGAAAUGAACAUGAAUUCCACACAGAGAUAUGGCUAGUAACGAGCCUAGACGACAUGUCCAAAAGAUCAGAUUAACAGUGUUAUGUGCCAAAAAUUUGGCAAAGAAGGACUUUUUCCGUCUUCCUGAUCCGUUUUCUAAGAUAAGCGUUGAUGGAUCCGGACAAUGCCAUUCAACAGACACAUGUAAAAACACGCUAGAUCCAAAAUGGAACCAGCAUUAUGACUUGUAUGUUGGUCUGAAAGACUCCAUUACAAUAAGUGUAUGGAAUCAUAAAAAAAUCCACAAGAAGCAGGGAGCAGGCUUUCUUGGGUGUGUCCAAAUCAAGUCAAAUGCCAUCCAGCAACUGAAGGAUACUGGUUUUCAGCGGCUAGAUCUCCAGAGGAACAACGCUGACGAUAGUGACAAUGUCCGGGGUCAGAUCGUCAUCAGUCUUAUUUCGAGGGAUCGAGGGGGCUCGGGAUCAGGGCCUGUAAACACAGACGCUCCUGCUCUGAUCCCACAAGAUCCCAAUGAACUUCCAGAAGGGUGGGAGGAACGGCGGACGGCAAGUGGACGGGUCCACUAUGUGAACCACAUGACCAGGACAACACAAUGGGAGAGGCCCACAAGGCCAGCCUCGGAGUCUGUGAGGGGAAGUACCUCCAGUAACAGCCUUCAGAGUGCUAACGCACCCAGUAGUCGUCCCAACAAUCGUGUCGUCCCCAACAACAAUAACAACAACAACAAUGAGGACAAUGACUGUUCCAGUAACCCGCCGUUACCACGACGACGUUCCACCAGACAUCGGAACUAUCUCAACAGGUCCCAGCUACACAACGCCAUUGAGCUUCCAGAUGGUUACGAACAAAGAACUACCCAGCAAGGACAAGUUUACUUCUUACACACCAGAACAGGUGUCAGCACGUGGCAUGAUCCUAGAGUCCCAAGGGAUCUGUCCGGAUCAGAAAUCCAGGAUGAGGAGUUGGGGAACCUCCCUGUGGGAUGGGAGGUUCGCCACACGGGGAGUGGGAGGGUGUACUUUGUGGACCACAACAAUAGGACCACCCAGUUCACAGAUCCCCGACUCUCGGCCAACAUCCAAAGACUUCAGACUAGAACGAUAGAAGAGAGUGCACCAGUCCCCAUUAGAAGAAUCAUCGACAAAGAGAAUGAUUCCCCAGUCCCAAAAUACAAACGUGAUCUGGUGCAGAAGCUGAAGAUCCUAAAACUGGAGCUCCAGAACCUACAGCCUCAGGGAGGACACUGUAGGAUGGAGGUCUCCAGGGAGGAGAUAUUUGAGGACUCAUAUAGAACAGUCAUGAAGUUACGAGCCAAAGACCUCAGAAAGAGGCUGAUGGUGAAAUUCAAAGGAGAGGAGGGACUUGAUUAUGGAGGAGUAGCUAGGGAGUGGUUGUACCUGCUGUCCCAUGAGAUGCUGAACCCGUACUAUGGCCUCUUCCAGUACGCUAGGGACGAUAUUUAUACACUGCAGAUCAAUGCAGACUCGGGAGUCAAUCCUGAACACUUGUCCUACUUCCAUUUUGUGGGCCGAAUCAUUGGUAUAGCAAUAUUCCAUGGUCAUUACCUAGAUGGGGGGUUCACGUUACCAUUCUACAAACAAUUACUUGCCAAAUCCGUGACCCUUAAUGACCUUGAGAACGUGGACCCUGAACUUCACAGGAGUCUGGUCUGGUUACUAGAGAACAAUAUUGAGGCAGUGCUAGAUCAUACAUUUUCGGUGGAACACAAUUCCUUUGGUAAAGUUCAGGAGUAUGAGCUGAAGCCUGGAGGCAGACACAUUAAAGUCACUGAGGAGAAUAAGCCAGAAUAUGUCAAAUUAUAUGUACAGUGGAGAUUUAUGAGGGGCAUUGAAGCUCAAUUUUUAGCCCUGCAGAAAGGUUUUAAUGAAAUCAUUCCACAACAUUUACUGAAGCCUUUUGAUGAAAGGGAACUUGAGUUAAUGAUUGGUGGACUGGGAAAGAUAGACCUGGAUGACUGGAAGAAGCACACUCGGUUAAAACACUGCACCACAGAGAGUAACAUCGUCAAGUGGUUCUGGCGUUCUGUGGACGAGUUCGACGAUGAGAUGAGAGCCAGGCUGCUUCAGUUUGUUACAGGAAGCUCUCGUGUUCCAUUACAAGGCUUCAAGGCCUUGCAGGGUUCUACAGGAAAUGCAGGCCCAAGACUGUUCACUAUUCAUCAGGUGGAUGCUAACACUGACAAUCUUCCAAAGGCACACACAUGCUUCAAUAGGAUCGACAUACCACCGUAUGAAAAUUAUGAGAAACUGUAUUCCAAGUUAACUUGUGCAGUAGAGGAGACUUGCGGGUUCGCUGUAGAGUGAUCAGGAGUGUGACCUUGAAAGUGACCUCCAUUUGACCUUGAGUGUGACCUUCAGUUUGACCUUGAGUUGGAUCAGUAUCUGGUGCUGUAUAACGCGUUGUGAUGGAUCAGACUGACUCUGACAAGUUCAUAGUUUUACUAGUUCCGUUUUAUGCCUCUAUGUUAAUGUAGUCUAUGUAAUCUUCAAUGUUUAAUCGAGUGGAUGUCACUUUUAUUACAAAAAAAAAAUUAGUUUUUGUAAGUGUGAAAAUGAAUGUGAACUUCAGUAGUCCUGGUUAUUGAUAUAAAAGUUAUUCAACAGUAUUUUUUUCUUCCCAGUAUAAGCUUUUUUGGGGAUAUUGAAUUGAAUGUGUAUAUGGAAGUACUUGGGGGCCAUUUCAAGAGUAUUUUUCUUUGUUGAUACAAGAUACUUCACAAUUGCUGUCAUACUGAUUGCCCAGAAUACAAAUUCAUUCUUUGAUUACAUGCUAGUCAGACCGUAUUCUUUCCAGUGUAAAUUUACCAAAUGUCCCAAUGAACAUAUUUGUGAAUUAUUUUGUAAACCCCAAAAUGUUGAUAAUUUAAUUUGCCUGUGUAAAUAUAUUACCCCUUCAACUGUACAGUGUUCUUGUAUGCACAUCUAUCUAUAUCCACUGUGUUGAGAUCAUGCAUGUACAUGGAAUAUUUGAUUUUUAUUUCAAGAUUCUACUGUCAGUAUGGAGAAAGUGAAUUUCAAGAAAAAUGGUGGUUUUUACUCAAACAUGUAUGAAUGUUGUAUAUUUUACUUGAAAUGUAUGUAAUGUUUCAUGUCAUUUUUUUUCUUCAAUGGAUAGAAAUGACUUCUAUCUGAUUACUGUGAUUUUUAGCGAAUACAUGACAUAUGUUUGUACAAACUUUCUUAGACUUUGUGAGUCAGAAGGCAUUGAGUAUUGUUAUAGCAGAUGGUUGUGAAUGCAAUGCAUUAAGUGUUUCAAAUUGGAUGAAAAUGGGCAAAUGUUUUCCCCUUUUUCCUGUAUUUUAAAAUGAUUAUAAUAUUACUGCAGUGGAGCUGGCUUUCAUGUCUGAAAUUUCUAAAUUUAGAACAAGUUCUUGAGCAUUAAUAUUUCUUUGGAGAACUGGUUGUGAUUUUAUUAGACAAUUGUAUCAACACAAAAUUAUUUAUAAAAUCAGAUGAUUUUUACUUAAAACAACUGUAAUAUGAUUUUCAGUGUACAGUUAAAAUUGCAAUGGGCAUUGUUCUCACCAGCACUUCUUAGAAACUCUCCUUUGCAUUGAAAAUUUCUUUGUAAAAUUAUUCAAAAAACCGUCCAGCAUUGGAUCCUUAACCUUUUUCUUUGCAAAAAAAAGUCUCCACAUAGUUUUGUACAGAACUGUGAUAUAGAUUUCGUCUUUGUAACUGCCAUUGGCAUAUUUUCAGAAUUGUCAGAUAAUUUCCUUAUUCAAUGUCAGGGAUUAUAUGCAGGGAGAGAGCACUUUUGAUUCACACAAAUAAAGUUUGUUUAUCUUACAUUUUUCAUAUCUGAUUAAAUGUUUACAUUAGAAAAAAAAACCAAAAAGAGAGAUAAUUUUUCUAUCCAGUUUCCAGUGUAUUUUUAACAGUGAUAUGUGUAUUUCCUACUAAGACUUGUAAAUGUAUAUUUGGAUGUAUUUUUUUGUAAUAUGUAUAAUUUUAAAAUAAUUUAACAAAUAACACUAGAAUUUGUAUUUUCCAUGGGGAAAACUAGUAUGGGCUAAACAUACAGUGCUUUAGGUUAUGAUUAUUUACAAAUUAAAAAAGAAAGCAUUGAAUAAGACUAACAUAUAAUUUAGACCAUAUAGCUUACUCCAUUAGAGAGGUGGUUUUUGAGACAUGGUUGUGAUGAUUGAGGACAUUUGAAAGUUUUUAAUCCUUUUCCUUCCUGUUUUUUUUUUUCAAGUAACAUUUUCCAUGCAUAAGAUAUUUAUUCUUAUGGCAUAAUUUUCAAAGUUACAAUGGUGAAUAUACAUUUUUUCCUGGUGAAAAAAUCAAAGAUAUUUUAGCUAAAUCAUAGCAGUUAUGAUGUAUUUAUUAAUAUUCAAAUUACAAUUGUUGUACAUACAUGUUGAUCAAUGCACUUUCCCCAUAAACUGUACUUUCGACUAUUUUAUAGAUAACUAGCAUUAUAUAUUUACAUUUCUACCAUAAACACAAAUCAUCUUUUAUCUCUCACUAAACUGCAUGUGUUUUUAUCCCUUCAGUUGAAUGGUCACAAUCCUCUUCUCCCUAUUUGCUGUAAGUCUUUAAAAAGAUUUUUACGUAAUUGUGUUGACUGUACACGUGCCUUCAUCAAUCAAAUUUACAAGUGUGUUGAAUGUGGUUAUGUCUGAGUAAAGUUGGCAGCACAACGUGAUUCUUUUUCUGUUAUUAACAGACCAAACAUGUACUAUAACAGUAGUAUCCUCAUCAGUUGUAUAAAAAUAAAAACUUUUCAACAAGCAAA
This is a messenger RNA of Magallana angulata, 4850 nucleotides long. RefSeq names its product E3 ubiquitin-protein ligase SMURF2-like. The transcript is spliced from 18 exons. The record is from RefSeq and is a predicted model, not a curated record. NCBI's taxonomy places the organism in Eukaryota, Metazoa, Mollusca, Bivalvia, Ostreida, Ostreidae. Bases 119 to 2413 code for a protein of 764 amino acids. Gene Ontology annotation, biological process: negative regulation of BMP signaling pathway; ubiquitin-dependent protein catabolic process. Gene Ontology annotation, molecular function: ubiquitin protein ligase activity; protein binding.